This is a messenger RNA of Xyrauchen texanus (razorback sucker), 4409 nucleotides long. Its product is annotated as limb region 1 protein homolog. Gene Ontology annotation, biological process: signal transduction. Gene Ontology annotation, molecular function: transmembrane signaling receptor activity. The record is from RefSeq and is a predicted model, not a curated record. Lineage: Eukaryota; Metazoa; Chordata; Actinopteri; Cypriniformes; Catostomidae. Bases 130 to 1605 code for a protein of 491 amino acids. The transcript is spliced from 17 exons.
CUGAGACGGGACUGCUGUCAGUGACAGUGAGUCGAACUCUGUUCAGAUUUAUAGAAGCAGUUUCUCUUACACUGAAUGGACUCGUCACAUAUAUGCAUUGCUAAUGAAUGUGUUUCUGCAAUAUGAAGGAUGGAAGAAGACGAUGUGACGAUCAGAGAGCAGAAUUUCCACAGCCAAGUGCGCGAGUACAUCAUAUGCUUCCUCCUGUUUGCAGUACUGUACAUUGUAUCAUACUGCAUCAUCACACGCUACAAGAGGAAAAGCGAUGACCAGGAAGAUGAAGAUGCCAUUGUUAACAGAAUAUCUAUGUACCUGUGUACAUUCACAUUGGCAGUGUCUGGAGGAGCCGUCCUCCUCUUGCCAUUCUCUAUAAUCAGUAAUGAGAUCCUGCUCUCCCUUCCCAAGAACUACUACAUACAAUGGCUCAAUGGAUCACUCAUCCAUGGCCUGUGGAACCUGGUUUCCCUCUUCUCAAAUCUCUGUCUCUUUGUGCUGAUGCCUUUUGCCUUUUUCUUCUUGGAGUCUGAAGGCUUUGCUGGUUCAAAAAAGGGCAUUAAGUCUCGUGUGCUGGAGACGUUUGUCAUGCUCUUUCUGUUGGCUCUCCUCAUCCUGGGCAUCGUAUGGGUGGCGUCUGCUCUUAUUGACAAUGAUGCUGCCAGCAUGGAAUCACUCUACGAUUUAUGGGAAUUCUAUCUGCCAUACCUUUACUCCUGCAUCUCUCUGAUGGGUGGCCUUUUGUUGCUCAUGUGUACUCCAGUGGGACUGUCACGCAUGUUCACGGUGAUGGGCCAGUUACUAGUCAAACCCACAAUUUUAGAGGAUCUGGAUGAGCAGAUUUAUUGUAUUCAGCUGCAGGAAGAGGCCCUGGAGCGCAGAGUCAAUGGUACAACAUCCAACUUGUAUUUCCAUGGAAACUCUCAGCAUCUCUACAAAGAGCUGGACAUGAUUCGCAAUCAGAGGAACAAACUUGAAAGGAGAAAGAAAGCCUCAGCCUGGGAGAAGAAUCUUCUUUACCCCAUAGUGAUGCUGAUCCUGCUUGCUGGAACAACAAUUUCUGUUCUUCUGGUUGCCCUGAACAUUGUGUACUUGCUUGUUGAUGAGACUGCUUUACCAAAGGGUUCAACGGAGAGAGAUAUUGGCAAUGCCCAUUUAUCCACAUUUGGAGUUGCCCAGGCGGUUGUUGAAAUCAUUCUCAUGAUUUAUCUGAUGGUCUCAUCUCUGGUUGGCUUCUAUAGCCUUCGCAUCUUUCAGGAGCUCACUCCAAGAAAGGACGACACUACCAUGACAACGAUCAUUGGUUGCUGUGUAUCCAUUCUAGUGCUGAGCUCUGCCUUGCCUGUCAUGUCCCGAACACUUGGAAUAACAAGGUUCGAUCUCUUGGGAGAUUUUGGGAGAUUUAACUGGCUUGGAAAUUUCUACAUUGUACUUUCAUACAACCUUCUGUUUGCUGUGGUAACCACGUUGUGUCUUGUGCGAAAGUUCACAUCUGCUGUGCGAGAGGAGCUCCUCAAAGCCCUUGGUCUGGAUAAAUUGAAUCUGUCAAACAGUACAACAGAUACAGAAUCAGGGAAACAUGCUGCCAAUGGGCAUCAGAAAACUCUGUGAGAAUCAUCAAUGCAUACACUCAAACACACACAACUGUAUGUAUGUGUAUGCAGUUAGUUGUUUUUUUAUUUUAAGAGUAUAGUGACAUUUGGUCAGAGCAUCACAAAAAAAAAAUACAAAAGGCAAAAUAAUUAGGAAAAUGUGUAAAUUCGAGUGAGAUGAAACACAUUUGUGUUUAAGUCUGAGAUGAGACACUUUUGUUAGUCUGAGAUGAAGGAUAUAGAUUUAGCCCCCUAGAGAAGAACAUCCUAGCCGAGCAGUGAAUAUAGUAUAACGUUUUACAUGCCGCUGAUUCUCAAUAUCAGAAUGCUUCCACCAGCUUAUAGUGUAUAUCUACAGUGAUGAUUCUGGUGAAUCAGUCCGUUUUCACAAUGAUUAAUGGAACUGGUUUAAAUUUUGAUUGGCAAAUUUAGGUUUUAGUUGUUCUGCAUGUAAAUACUUUCAAUUCUCAUAAGUCAGUAAAGUUUAUAUAUAUAUACUGACUCGCACAUCGAAGGCCACUUGACUGCACCUUUUAAUGAGUGGUAAUUAUUAUUAUUAUUUUAUUAUUAAAUAAAUUUUAGGACAUCUAUAAUUUCCCAGUUGGAUGCAAUUAUGGGAAACUAUUAAGUAGUUUGCCAAGUUGAUAAUUCCACAUUUCUGUCACUUCCAAUGAAGUGCACAUGAAACUCAAUUUAUAGGUCAUAUAUUUUUUCCCUUAAUUGUUUGUUGAAAUUUUGCACCCUUAUAAAAUAAUAUUUUGUCAAAUUAAAAUGGAACUUGUCACAUGAAACAGGUUCAGGGCCUAGACGUCUUACAGUUAUGUGAAAACCUACAGUAACUGAUAAGAACAGCACACAUGAAGUAUAAACCUUUCGAACAUACAUAUUCAAAGUUAAGUUAUAGAUAUUUUCAUUCCAGAAUUGACUGAUUCAAUGCAAAUGAGGUGAUUUACAAGAUCAGUUCAUAAAAAUCUCAUCUACUAGCAAAAUAUGGGUUUUACAACUGGAUGGCUAUUCUGUAGCCAUUUUGCCGUUAGUAUAUGACAGAUAACAUACACCCUUUGAACUUUGUAAUUGCUGCAAUGCUUUUUUAGGAUCUAUAUACAUAUAUUUGCCUUAUUUCAAUGAAGCAUCACUAGCAGACAAGAAAACAGCCUUUAUACAUCUGGUGUGUACCUCGGAAGCUGCUUUGAUUUUUUCAAAUGGCAUGAAUGUUGAAUUUGAAUUUGUACAAUUCAGUUUUAUACAAUGUGUUUCGUUCACUCUCAUGCUGUAUUUUAGCCUGUUCAGUUGAGUGGAUUACUGGUGUACAUAGAUCAGAGGCUAAACUCUUACAUUAUGUAAAUUUUUGUGUAGAAUGGCUGUGAACACAGGACUGCAGAGCCAGAUCGUCCUAUAACAAACCUUUUAAAGUAUAUUGUGCAGUGAUGCAAAAUUAAUGUGAAGUCAGAGCUGUGUCGGCAUGUAAAAAGUAACUCAUUGAAGGGUUUCCUUAGUAGCUUUGAAAUAUAAAGAAAUCAUAGGUACAUGUGAAUUCGUCUGCCCUCCUUUUCUCCUUUUUUAACUUUUAUUUUAAAGCUGCACUACGUAACUGUGUGUUCUCAAGUGACAUCUGCGGUUGAAAUGUAAAAUUGCAAGUAAUUUGCGGAAGAAUACAUUAUAUCAGUCGUGUUCUGGCACUGCUGUUCUGGCGAAUUAAUCUCCAAAUUUGAGCUUACCUGGACAUCGCCUGUGUGUGAUCAUGACUGGAGCCGGAGUCAAAACGUGCUAUUAUCAUGUUGAUAUUAUGUUAUACGAUUAAACAUUUGAAACAAAUCUUACUUGCUUUGAUGAAGAUGAACCACACUCGUAUAUUUAAAUGAAUUUAAAUCUCUUUUCUGACACUACGGUCAAAGCACUUUUAAAUAGAGAACAGGAGACACUCCUCAGCCACUACCAGUAAAUCUUAAUAUCAUUAUUCAAGUUUUAUCUACUAUUAAUGUUUGAAUUGUACUACAGUUUUCAGUGUAAGAGGUUAAACUCGUGAUUUGGCUGAUACGAGUUCAAUAGAAGACAGCCUCAGUUACUACAAUAGUAUGUCUAUGUAAUGCACACAAUAACACGUAAAUUAAAAAAAUAAAACGAGGAUUCAAUAAUGAUGGAGAUAAAAUAUACUUUAUUAAACAUAAAAGUAAUAUCCUUAAAUAUACUAAAUAACAAUUUCAGAAGUCAUACAUAUUAAACAUGUCACGUUUAAGUCACCGCGAUCAGUUAACGCACGAGUAAUGUUUGCAAUAUAAGCAACAACUUUGCCAAACGGAUAACUGAUAAACAUCCAUCUAGACUGCAACAAUGCUGUCCUGAACUGUGUGAGAGUGUUACUGAACUGAGUUGAACAGUGUAGUUAGUUUCUCCAGCUAUUACUCUGCAUCUCUGAGAAAAUGUUUGGAGAAAAAAAAAUGCAAAGGCAUCCUUGAGUGUAGUGUUAAUGUAAACUAUGUAUUUACUUGUAUAUAAAGUAUAUUUGCUCUUUUUAUUUUUUUAGAAUGUAGAUAUGAAAUUGGCGCUUCAGCCUCAUCAUACUAUGCUAUUUGAGGAAAAUUAGUCACUCUGUAUUUGUUUAUUGAAAACAAAAAUCACCUCUGAUGCCUUAAAUAGACUUUUUUGGCUUUUUCUGUUUUAGUCUCUUUUUUUGAGUUGACAAACUGUACUUGUAUGAGAUGUGCAAAUGAGUGAGAGUGUGAUUGAUUGAUUGAUUGAUUGUGUGUGUGUGUGCGUGUGUGUGUGUGUGUGUGUGUGUGUGUGUGUGUGUGUGUGUGUGUGUAUUGACUAAUUCACUGUGAA